CGCCGGGGUCAGGGGUCGGGGUUCGGGUCGUGGGGCGGAGGGAAGAGCGAGCAGGCGGGCGGGAGGCGCCGGCACCAGACGCGGGGGAAAGGAGCUACCAGUAGCCACCUAGAGGCCGCGGAGUCAGCAACGACCGAGCAAGCCGAGUCGCCGCCGCCGCGCCCCCAUGGCGGCCGCUAAGGAUACUCAUGAGGACCAUGAUACCUCCACUGAGAAUGCAGACGAGUCCAACCAUGAUCCCCAGUUUGAACCAAUUGUUUCUCUUCCCGAGCAAGAAAUUAAAACACUGGAGGAAGAUGAGGAAGAACUUUUUAAAAUGCGAGCAAAGUUGUUCCGAUUUGCUUCAGAGAAUGAUAGCCCAGAGUGGAAGGAACGUGGCACUGGUGACGUCAAACUCCUAAAGCAUAAGGAUAAGGGGACCAUUCGCCUCCUCAUGAGGAGGGACAAGACCCUGAAGAUCUGCGCCAACCACUAUAUCACGCCCAUGAUGGAGCUUAAGCCAAAUGCUGGUAGUGACCGUGCCUGGGUCUGGAAUACCCAUGCUGACUUUGCCGAUGAGUACCCCAAGCCGGAGCUGCUUGCCAUCCGCUUCCUAAAUGCUGAAAAUGCACAAAAAUUUAAAACAAAGUUUGAAGAAUGCAGGAAAGAGAUUGAAGAGAGAGAAAAAAAAGCAGGACUGGGCAAAAAUGAUAAUGCGGAAAAAGUAGCUGAAAAGCUAGAAGCUCUGUCUGUAAAGGAGAAUAAGGACCCUGGAAAAGAGACCGAAGAGAAAUCAGAGAAGCAAUGAGUCCUCUUAACUUCUCUCUUUUUCUUUUUCUUUUCUUUUUUAAAUUUUGCCCUCCCCUUUCUUUUUGUUUUAUUUUUAAUUCUGUUUUGUUUCUACAAGGGACUUUAUAUAAAGAACUGAAUUCCAACAUUCAGGCCAUUUUUUUGUUUUGUUUUUCUAAGUUUUUACCCUAUUGAAGAUGACUUCAGAAAAUCCAUUCCCCAGUCAUGAAAAUGUACUGUGCUAACUUUCUUUUCCAUAGUGGAAACACUUAUUUAUAGUCAUCAAAAAUAGUAAAUAAAAAAUGCAUUUGAAACCUGGA
Messenger RNA from Cavia porcellus (domestic guinea pig), 1088 nucleotides. RefSeq names its product RAN binding protein 1 (gene Ranbp1). Gene Ontology annotation, molecular function: GTPase activator activity. The transcript is spliced from 6 exons. Lineage: Eukaryota; Metazoa; Chordata; Mammalia; Rodentia; Caviidae. The record is from RefSeq and is a predicted model, not a curated record. Gene Ontology annotation, biological process: positive regulation of mitotic centrosome separation; nucleocytoplasmic transport. Gene Ontology annotation, cellular component: cytoplasm; centrosome; nuclear pore. The coding region runs from base 167 to 787 and encodes 206 amino acids.